This is a messenger RNA of Pieris macdunnoughi, 1536 nucleotides long. The record is from the annotation of a GenBank genome assembly. Lineage: Eukaryota; Metazoa; Arthropoda; Insecta; Lepidoptera; Pieridae.
AUGAUUUCGACUCAACCAGAUUCUCUGAUCGAGUACCUGAUAGUGGAGUACCGAUGGCUGAUUGCUAUCACGAUCCUCAUGCCCCUCUCCUUCCUAUGGAAGAUCUGGUCGAUGGCAAGGAACUAUGUGGUCUUUAAACUCAACACAGCUCCAGGAAACCAUGAGAAGAAAGUGAAAGAAGUACAAAAACAAAUCAAAUCCUGGUUAGCCGGAGACCGGAAUACCAGAUUAUGUACUGCUCGACCCACGUGGCAGACAAUGUCAUUUAGACAGGGUCUCUAUAAAAAAACCUUCACGAAUAUACGCAUAGAUAUGGUUGACAUUCUGGAGGUAGACACGAAGAAUAUGACGGUACGUUGCGAGCCCUUAGUAACAAUGGGCCUGUUAUCCAAAACCCUGGAACCACUAGAUUUAUCUUUGCCUGUUGUACCCGAAUUGGACCAGCUGACAGUGGGUGGGCUGGUUAUGGGUACAGGAGUGGAAUCCUCUUCACAUAUUCACGGACUCUUCCAGCACAUCUGCCUGGAGUAUGAACUGGUGUUGGCUGAUGGAUCGGUUGUCACAUGUAGUAAGGACAACAACGCAGACUUGUUUUAUGCAGUUCCAUGGUCCUAUGGCACUUUAGGAUUUCUGACUUCUGUUACUAUUAAAGUCGUUCCUGCGAAAAAAUACAUUCGGCUCGAAUACCAGCCUUACACAAAUAUGCUAGACCUUUCUUCAAAAUUUAAAGAAGAAGCAUUAAAGCAGGACCCACAUCGGUACCUUGAAGCACUCCUCUUUGAUAAAAAUAGUGGCGUUAUCAUGACCGGUGAUAUGGUGGAUGAAAUUGGAAACGAUGGAAUGUUCAAUCCAAUCGGACGAUGGUACUCUCCCUGGUUCUUCACUCAAGUCGAGAACCACUUAGAAAAUUAUAAGCUCGGCCAGAAGACGUGUGUUGUUGAAUAUAUUCCGUUACGGGACUAUUACCAUAGACACACUAGAAGCUUAUUUUGGGAACUACAAGAUAUAAUUCCUUUCGGCAAUAAUCCGGUAUUUCGUAUGUUAUUCGGAUGGAUGAUGCCCCCAGAAGUCUCCCUGCUAAAGCUCACUCAGCCGGAAGCAGUUACAAAGCUCUACAACAAAGCUCACGUGAUUCAGGAUAUGUUGGUUCCCGUAGAUGUCAUGGAGGAAGCAAUACAACUGUUUGAUAAGGAAUUUGAGGUUUACCCCAUAUGGCUGUGUCCUUUCAAGCUAUUCAAUAACCCUGGCCAGUUGAAGGUUAAUUCUAGUGACUGGCAGAUGUUCGUUGAUAUUGGGGUGUAUGGAGUACCUAAAGCGGAAGGAUAUGAAACUGUGUCUUCAACACGUCGUAUUGAAAGCUUUGUGACCCACCAUCGUGGCUUCCAAAUGCUAUAUGCCGAUACAUUUACAACUGAAAAGGAAUUCCGAAAUAUGUUUGACCACACCCUGUAUGACAAGAUGAGAAGUUCCCUUCCCCACUGCAAGGAAGCCUUCCCUGAUGUAUACGGAAAGGUAAAUAGGAAUGUCAGAAAGUGA